AUGUCGACUGCCAAGGUCAAGACCGGUCAGCUCUGGGGAAAGAGCAAGGACGAGCUCAUCAAGCAGCUCGAGGAGCUGAAGACCGAGCUGAACCAGCUCCGUGUCCAGAAGAUCGCUGGCGGUGCUGCCUCUAAGCUCACCAGAAUCCACGAUCUCCGCAAGUCGAUCGCCCGUGUUCUCACCGUCAUCAACGCCAACCAGCGCGCCCAGCUGCGUCUCUUCUACAAGGGCAAGAAGUACCUGCCUCUCGACCUCCGGCCCAAGCUCACCCGCGCCAUGCGCCGACGACUCACCCGCCACGAGGCCUCGCUGGUGACGGAGAAGCAGCGCAAGAAGCAGAUCCACUUCCCUCAGCGGAAAUACGCCGUCAAGGUAGAACCCCUUUCUGUCAAUUUCGAAUUUCGGACCUAG
Messenger RNA from Rasamsonia emersonii CBS 393.64, 411 nucleotides. RefSeq names its product 60S ribosomal protein L35. Gene Ontology annotation, cellular component: cytosolic large ribosomal subunit; ribosome. The record is from RefSeq and is a predicted model, not a curated record. The coding region runs from base 1 to 411 and encodes 136 amino acids. Gene Ontology annotation, biological process: maturation of LSU-rRNA from tricistronic rRNA transcript (SSU-rRNA, 5.8S rRNA, LSU-rRNA); translation. The transcript is spliced from 3 exons. Lineage: Eukaryota; Fungi; Ascomycota; Eurotiomycetes; Eurotiales; Trichocomaceae. Gene Ontology annotation, molecular function: structural constituent of ribosome; mRNA binding.